AUGACUGACCAAACAGACUCACCGCCUACGCACCCGCAUCAAACCAAUGGUUACAAGAAGCCUCCUUCACAGGAUAACGGAUAUUCUCUAUCCAACAACAAUCAACCAAAUAAUCAUUAUAACGAAAACUACUACGGAGCGAAAGAAGCUCACCAUACCAAGCAGUAUCAAUCAAAAGGUGGCAGGUACGGACAAAGCAAAUACAACAGUCGCAACAACAGUCAAGGAAGCUCCCAAUACUACAACAACAGAUACAAUAAUGCCUACAGAUUGAAUAACAACGACUACAACCCGGCCAUGAUGCCAGGCAUGCAGUGGCCAGCUAAUUAUUAUGCCCCUCAGAUGUACUAUAUACCUCAACAGAUGGUUCCUGUUGCUUCUCCGCCAUAUACACAUCAACCACUCAAUACCAGCACGGAACAUUCUUCUACACCCAAAAUUACGAAAAUAGAAAUAACUACAAAGACUGGUGAACGUUUGAAUCUGAAAAAGUUCCACGAAGAAAAGAGAGCCUUGAAGAAUGACGAGAAGAAUGAUGAAGUAGAUUCGAAGUCUAAGUCAGGAACUCCUUUUGAAAAGGAGGAUUCCCCUGCUGUGGUUGCCAAACAGUCACCAAACGAUACAUUGACUGAAGCAACCAAUGAGAAAUCUGCUUCUGAAGCUGAAAAUACAAAGAGGUUAUUUUUGGAACAAGUUAGGUUGCGGAAAGCUGCGAUGGAAAGAAAGAAGAAUGGUUUAGCGCCUGAAAUUGAGCAGAAUACAGAAACGGUGAAGCAUGUCAGUACUGGCGCAACUAAAUCCAACCCAGUCGUCCAACCAGAGGCUACUAAAGAAGCCUCGAAACCAAUUGAAGGGGCUGACGUACCUGUCACUGAUGAGACAUCAGACGUAAGCGAUGUUCCGGCUCAAUUGAAUGGAACUGGGAUCACAACUAAAACUGUCACUUUUAAUGAACCAGAAAACGAGAGCAGUUCCCAAGAUAUUACUGAACUUGUUGAGGAUAACAAUGAUGAUAUCUCUGAUGUGGAUGUCGGCGAAACUGUAAAUAAAACCGACCCACUUGACGACGACACAGUAAAUCCCGAAUUUGUGACGGAAGAGGACGCGGUGAAAGGAACGACUUCUCACAUAUCCGCUAUUGACAUUCCUACUAUUUCCCAACUACUUGAAACUUUAGGAAAAGCUAAACCAAUUUCCAAUAUAUACGAUUUCCCCUAUCCGGCAGACGUCGAAAGACCAGAUGUCAAAUAUAGGAAGUCAAAUAUUAAAUAUACCUAUGGCCCUACCUUCUUACUACAAUUCAAGGAUAAAUUAAAACUCAGCGCUGACUCUGCCUGGGUUGAAGCUGUAUCUUCGAAAAUUGUCAUACCUCCUCACGUGGCUAGAAAUAGACCAAAAGAUGGUGGCAGAUUUGGAGGUGAUUUUAGGAGUCCAUCUAUGCGCGGCAUAGACCACGCUUCUAACUCAAGGGUGUCAUCCAAAAGAAGAUCGAAAAGAAUGGGAGACGAUAGAAGAUCUAAUAGAGGAUAUAUCUCUAGAAAAGAUCGUGAAAAAGCCUCAGAUAGAGCAGACGAGCAAACUUCAAGAGAAAACGUCCCUCCGUUAGUGCCAAGUGCUAAUAGAUGGAUUCCUAAGUCCAAAGUUAAGAAAACUGAUAAAAAAUUGGCUCCUGAUGGUGAGACCGAAUUACUGGAUAAAGAAGAAGUGGAAAGAAAGAUGAAAUCUCUGUUGAACAAAUUGACCUUGGAAAUGUUUGAUUCAAUCUCCUCCGAAAUUUUGGAUAUAGCAAACCAAUCGAAAUGGGAGGAUGAUGGUAAAACACUGGGAAUAGUUAUCGAGCAGAUUUUUCAUAAAGCUUGUGAUGAGCCUCAUUGGUCUUCAAUGUAUGCCCAGUUAUGUGGCAAAGUGGUUAAAGACCUCGACCAAAGUAUCAAAGAUAAAGAAAACGAGGGGAAAAAUGGACCAAAGCUUGUAUUACAUUACUUAGUGGCAAGAUGUCAUGAAGAAUUUGAAAAAGGCUGGGCGGAUAAGUUGCCCGCAGGAGAAGAUGGUAAUCCGUUAGAGCCUGAAAUGAUGUCUGAUGAAUACUAUAUUGCAGCAACCGCUAAGAGAAGAGGAUUGGGUCUCGUUCGUUUCAUAGGGUACUUAUAUUGUUUGAAUUUAUUGACUGGAAAGAUGAUGUUUGAGUGUUUCCGUAGAUUAAUGAAAGACUUAAACAACGAUCCGUCGGAGGAGACCCUUGAAUCUGUCAUUGAAUUACUAAAUACUGUGGGUCAACAAUUUGAACAUGAUAAAUUUGUGACACCUCAAGCAACUCUUGAAGGUUCAGUACUACUCGACAAUCUGUUUUUGCUAUUACAGCAUAUCAUUGAUGGAGGUGCCAUAUCGAAUAGAAUAAAGUUCAAGUUGAUAGAUGUGAAGGAAUUGAGACAUAUUAAGCAUUGGAACAAUGCCAAGAAAGAUGCAGGACCAAAGACUAUUCAACAAAUCCAUCAAGAGGAGGAGCAGUUGCGCCAACAAAAAAGCAGUCAAAGAUCAAAUUCUAGAUUUAAUAACCACAAUCAAUCAAACAGCAACAGAUACUCUUCUAACAGAAGGAACAUGCAAAAUGCACAGAGGGAUAGUUACGCCUCCACAAAAACAAGCUCCUUCAGAAAUAAUCAAAAAAAUGUUCGUAAAGUGGAGGAAGUUCCACAGACUCCCAGAGCCAAUAUGUUCGACGCACUGAUGAAUAAUGAUGGAGACAGCGAUUAG
Messenger RNA from Saccharomyces kudriavzevii IFO 1802, 2754 nucleotides. Its product is annotated as translation initiation factor eIF4G. Bases 1 to 2754 code for a protein of 917 amino acids. Lineage: Eukaryota; Fungi; Ascomycota; Saccharomycetes; Saccharomycetales; Saccharomycetaceae. Gene Ontology annotation, molecular function: translation initiation factor activity; mRNA binding; protein binding. The transcript has a single exon. The record is from RefSeq and is a predicted model, not a curated record. Gene Ontology annotation, cellular component: eukaryotic translation initiation factor 4F complex.